ACCCAAUCAACGUCUGGAGCGUAGGCACCACCUAUCAUGGUUCCCUGCUGCGGUUGUUGUGCGCCUGGGGCUGCGAGUUGGCUCGGGUCUAGAUGCGCGGGGCUCCGCAGGGCUUGAGGCCGGGUUCUAACCUGGCUUCUCGGGAUGUCGGUGGCCUUCGUACCGGACUGGCUGAAAGGCAAGGCGGAAGUCAAUCAGGAGACGAUCCAGCGGCUCCUUGAGGAGAAUGACCAGCUCAUCCGCUGUAUCGUGGAGUAUCAGAACAAAGGCCGGGCGAAUGAGUGCGUCCAGUACCAGCAUGUGUUACAUAGAAAUCUCAUUUAUUUGGCUACUAUUGCAGAUGCCAACCCAACCAGCCCUUCAAAACCAAUGGAAUAAUCUUUCAGCUGGCUGUCAUGAGGAAUAAUUGAGUAUAAUCCAUUUCCUAUGAAGUAGAGACAGGAUCUUUACCAACUCAACUGCUUGAAACAUGAAUGAGACAAACGUCUGUGGCUCUUUUAAAAAUGUGAGCAUGUGAAGAAAGCUACUAAAUGAACUGUAUUCUCAGUGUAUUUACUUUAAUAAUUAAGCAGAUUAAGAUGAAUCCAGAUGUCUUCUUUCCUGAAAUAGGCAUGUUUGGAUAACAAAAGUAUCAUGGGCAUCUUCAAUUCUACUUCUCAGUUUCAGCGUAAAGAGGAAGCUGAGUAUAUGUUGGGCAAUCAACAGGAAUUGACAAGACUCCUAAUCGAGGCCCUGCCGAAUGGAUAUGUGACUAUGUGCUCCCUUCUACCAGUUUGUAGUUAUGAACCUGACCUUUUUUUCAGGUUGUUUUGAAAUAAAGCUCUCCUUUCCAUGAAAGACCCCUA
Messenger RNA from Hyaena hyaena (striped hyena), 845 nucleotides. It is a transcript of the gene SS18L2, whose product is annotated as SS18 like 2. Gene Ontology annotation, biological process: positive regulation of transcription by RNA polymerase II. Gene Ontology annotation, molecular function: transcription coactivator activity. The transcript is spliced from 3 exons. Lineage: Eukaryota; Metazoa; Chordata; Mammalia; Carnivora; Hyaenidae. Gene Ontology annotation, cellular component: nucleus. The record is from RefSeq and is a predicted model, not a curated record. Bases 145 to 378 code for a protein of 77 amino acids.